Molecule: messenger RNA, 1923 nt
Organism: Silurus meridionalis
Lineage: Eukaryota; Metazoa; Chordata; Actinopteri; Siluriformes; Siluridae
Product: GTPase IMAP family member 9-like
Molecular function (GO): GTP binding
Source: RefSeq, a predicted model, not a curated record
AUGAACUUGAAGGAGAGACAAUUGAGCAGUUUAUAUCCAGACAGGCGAAAAAAUCCAGGAUCUUAUUGCACGAUUUGGUGGGCGUUUUUGGCUUUUAACAACAAGGACCCAGAGAAUCGAGACCAGGUGAAACAGCUACUGAAGAAGCUGGAUGAGUUGCUCAAACAGAAUGAGUACCAUCACUUCAUUUACCAGAAAACUCAGAUGCGGUUGGUGCUGUUGGGAAGAACAGGUUCAGGUAGUGCCACUGGAAACACCAUCUUGGGUACAAAAUGUUUCCAAUCUAAACUGAGCAUGAACUCAGUGACAAAGCAAUGCCAGAAGGAAUGUGGGGUAGUUGAGGGGCGGAACCUAGCAGUGAUUGACACUCCAGGCUGGUUUGACACAUCCCUACAGCAAAGUGAGAUAAACCAGGAAGUGCUAAGAGGUCUGGCCAUGUGUUCACCUGGACCACAUGCAUUUCUGCUCAUCAUACCAAUCGCUCGCUUCACAGAGGAGCAGCAGCAGACUGUUGAUAUGAUUACAGCAGUAUUCAAGGAGAACAUCAAUCGUCACACAAUCAUCAUCUUUACCCGAGCAGAUGAACUGGAAGGAGAGACAAUUGAGCAGUUUAUAUCCAGACAGGGCGAAAAAAUCCAGGAUCUUAUUGCACGAUUUGGUGGGCGUUUCUUGGCUUUUAACAACAAGGACCCAGAGAAUCGGGACCAGGUGAAACAACUUCUGAAGAAGCUGGAUGAGUUGCUCGAACAGAAUGAGUACCGUCACUUCACCAACCAGGAAACAGAAGCUGUAGAGAAAGCACUAUUAAUGCUGAAAGAGAAAAAUCUAGAAAAAUCAAUUGAGAAGGCCAAGCAGGAAGUAAGGCAGAACGGUGAACGACGCAAGGCUGAAAUCAACAAAGCCCUGGAGAUGGACAAGCAAAAGGUAGAACGGCAAAGGCGUCACACCCAGAGUGAAAUCCUCCGUUUAACCGCAGAAAUAAAUAAGGAAUCUGAAAACCUUUAUGAAAGUCAACACAGGCUGCAGUUACUGCAGAAAUCUCUACAGAGUGCAGAAAACCAACUCACAAAUCUGGAGGAAGAGAAACACAUGAGGAUAAAGGAAAGUGAUUUGGAGAUAAAUAAUGUAAAAAAAUGGAUCAUAGAAAAAGAGCAAAGGAGAGAGCAAGAGGACAGAGAAAAAGCUUCUAAUGAGGAUGAAAGCAAAUAUUAUUUGGAUGAAAAAUAUUUCACUAUUCUGAAGUACCUCAUCUUAGGUCCUAUAAUGGGUGUGGCAACAAAGGUAGCUCCACUGGUGACUGGUCUCUGUUCCAUUCAGUAAACCACAAACAAAUACAUGUAUCUGUCUCAUCCUGUAAGUUUGGACGAAUCUAUAAAGUCACUGUAUUGUAGUCCAGGAUUGUCAAGCAGGCACAGACAAAUGAUGUAGAAUCCAUGUUCUUCUAAAGGGCAAAGUAGUUUUUCAUUUCUUUUGUUUUGUAUGUGAGAGUAAAUCUUGUGCACCUCAUGAUGGACUAAAUGUUAUUUUGCCUGUUCCCUACAGUACAAUGAGUUUAACACCUCUGCUCUAGUCUAUGUGACGGUAAUAUCGCAUAUAUAGAAUCAAUACUCAUAAUAUGUUUUAUUAGUUAUUUUUGCAUGUACUAAUCACAGUCAGUGUACCGCUUGCAUUUUCUACCCUCUAGUACAUGCCUUUUUUUAAAUGCAGCAGUUACUUUACAUUUUAUUCCUAACAUAAAAAAAAUUACAUUAACUAAAAUUGUAAUCCUAUUACUUUAAUGUUAAUAUACUACUACAGUAUAUACUAUGUUAAUAUACUACCAUUAUCAGUACAUAUUUGCAGUAAUCAGAUACAAAAGUGUGUUUCAAUGUUACAAUGUGUUUAUAGACGUGUAAUUUGAAAUAAAAGGCCUUUUUUAUUUUA